Talaromyces stipitatus ATCC 10500 is the source of this 1564-nucleotide messenger RNA. RefSeq names its product Amid-like NADH oxidoreductase, putative. Gene Ontology annotation, molecular function: electron-transferring-flavoprotein dehydrogenase activity; flavin adenine dinucleotide binding. Gene Ontology annotation, cellular component: cytoplasm. The transcript has 7 exons. NCBI's taxonomy places the organism in Eukaryota, Fungi, Ascomycota, Eurotiomycetes, Eurotiales, Trichocomaceae. The coding region runs from base 112 to 1194 and encodes 360 amino acids. The record is from RefSeq and is a predicted model, not a curated record.
GAUUACCUGACAAUUGCCUACUCUUGACGAAUCGAGUAUAUAAUCGUUGUAGAACGGGACUCUUUUUAGCUAUCGGCACUUCGUUUCACAUACUGAAAGAUUGUCUUGAUCAUGGCGAGUCAACUGAAAAAUGUCAUUGUAGUGGGAGGCUCCUAUGUUGGACGAGCUACAGCGCAAGAACUUGCCCGUAUCAUACCCACGACACACAGAGUGCUAUUGAUUGAGCCACAUAGCCAUUUCCAUCACCUGUUCGCAUUUCCUCGAUAUUCCGUUGUUCCUGGUCACGAGCAUAAGGCAUUUAUCCCAUACACAGGUGUCUUCAACUCCUUACCUAAUAGCUCGUCACAUGCCGUUGUGCAAGCACGGGUCCUUUCUGUCCAGCCUCAGUAUGUGAAACUUGAUCGGGAAUGGCAGGGAUCUAAUCAGAUUCCUUUCGAAUACCUCACCAUCGCAACUGGAACAACUCUGGCAGAGCCCGGCACUAUAAAGCACGAUGACAAAGUGUCUUCAGUUCAGUAUCUGCAGAGGCACCAGGAGCAAGUGAAGAAAGCCAAUUCCAUUCUUAUAGUCGGUGGAGGAGCCCUUGGAGUUCAAGUGGCCACAGACCUCAGAGAAUACUACCUUGAAAAGGAAGUCACACUUGUACAUUCUCGGGCACAGGUGAUGCCGGCUUUUCACCCCAAGAUUCAUGACAUAGUCCAAAAAAGAUUCGAUGAACUCGGUGUCAAACUAAUUACAGGUGCUCGAGUGGUGGUACCAUCAGAGAGAUUUUCAACUGAUGGAUCUCAAUAUGAAGUCCAUCUGACCAACGGCACAAGACUAACGGCGGAUUUUGUGAUCCUAGCCACUGGGCAGAAGCCAAACAAUGACCUCCUCAGAGAUCUUAUUCCUUCGAAUGGCGAGUCUCUGGCCAACCCUAAAAAUGGCUUCAUCCGCGUUCGACCGACCUUGCAAUUUCUGGACAGUAAAUAUCCCAAUCUAUUUGCCGUGGGUGAUAUUGCGGAUACUGGAUUGCAUAAGGCCGCAAAGCCCGGGGCUGCACAAGCUGCUGUCGCUGCUAGAAAUAUUCAAGCCAUGAUUGAAGGGAAAGAACCUCGGGAACACUUCAGUUGGAGCCCGGCAGCAAUCCAUCUCACUCUGGGAUUAGUAAAAACGGAAUAUUCUUUUCCGCAAUCCCUCUGGCGAGCAGACUGAGCCAACUGUGAAAUCCAGUGACAAUGGCCAGGAGGAUCUGGGAGUGGAAGCAGUAUGGGCAAGAAUGAAUGUGCCCGUCGACAGUCCAAGUCGGUACCAUUUAUAGGACAAUGCCGUAUCUUGCUUACUUGCUUCAUUGUACAACACAUAAUCAAAGAUUGCUGGAUGAAAGAGAAUGAAUGGCUGGCUUAUGAUAGAUUAUAAAGAAUAAGAUUUCGGUGUCCUGAUAAGUCGACCGCGUUUGUUCCUUCCCUCUUUGUCGUUUGCCCUGCUACCACAUGACUAGACUCAUCUCAUCUUCCACUCUUGCUCAUUUUACCUUUUUACUCGUUUCUACACUUCAUCGGAUCCUUACUUUACCAUCAUGUUU